AGAAGAGUGGGAGGCCGGGCGAAACCAUUCAUCCGGCCAAUACUCCGACAGAAAAAUAUGUAAAGAUUUAUGAGCUCUAGUAGGAAUCUAGAUUCGGAUUUCAAAGAGGAUUAUGUGUGUGUAGCUAUAUUAGAUGGUAAGAUUACAAAUCUGGGUAAUUUCGGAUUGGAUUAGCCUCCUAAUCACACGGCCAUCGGCGCUGAAUCCCCCCACACCCAUGCGAAUAAGCAGCCAAACAGGCAAUUAGGAUGCGGCGAUGAUUUUGGUGACGCUGCAAUGGGUACCUGCGAAGAUACCGAAAUUCAAACAAUAACGAGGAUCCGACUUGACAAGUUGGUUUAGUCGUUUUUAUCGCUGCUUUUUUUUUAAACAUUAUUCGCCAUGAUUUUCCUGCGGAGGCUCGUGCAGCUGUUGGUGCUGCUGGUCCAGAGCGGAUGGUGGGGGGUCGCGCCGAGCCCCACCGACGAGGGAGCGCUCCGGGCCGGCCACGGGGAGCACGGAGAGCCGGGACACCAGGAGCCUCACAAGGACUCCUACAGCACCUUCGCCUCCGAGUUCCUGGAGUCCAGAUAUCUGUCCGAUGACGGUUAUCCAUUCCCCACUGCCCCACCAGUGGAUCCCUUUGCCAAGAUCAAAGUCAGCGACUGUGGAAUAACCAAAGGCUGCAUAAGAUAUGGGAAGCCAGGGUGUGAUGCAGAGACGUGUGACUACUUUCUGAGUUAUCGUCGCAUCGGGACAGAUGUGGAGUAUGAGAUGAGUGCAGACACAGACGGCUGGGUGGCCGUAGGUUUCUCCUCGGACAAGAAAAUGGGAGGAGACGAUGUCAUGGGCUGUGUCCAUGACGAUAACGGUCGUGUACGGAUUCAUCACUUCUACAAUGUUGGCCAGUGGGCCAAGGAGAUAAAGAGGAACCCGGCCAGAGACGAAGAAGGCGUUUUUGAGAGCAACCGGGUGACCUGCCGUUUCAAACGGCCGUUAUACGUCCCCAGAGAGGAAACACUUGUGGACUUACACCUGUCAUGGUAUUACCUGUUUGCAUGGGGACCUGCCAUACAAGGUUCCAUCACGAGGCAUGACAUCGACAGUCCGCCAGUCAGUGACCACAUGAUCAGUAUCUAUAAGUAUGAGGAUAUCUUCAUGCCUUCUACAGCCUACCAGACCUUCAACUCUCCCCUCUGCUUACUGCUCAUAGUAGCCCUCACCUUCUAUCUACUAAUGGGAACGCCUUAAUGAAGCACAGCAGGGCACAUAGUGGGAAAAGGAGGGAAGAGAAGAUGAAGCAGCAAUAAAAAAAAGUUGCCAUUUUGUCUGAUGCCACAUUCAAGUGUGUGCUUUUUACACAAAGAGACACUGUAUUAGAUAUAUUAAACACAACAUAGAGAAUAUAUACAUUACUCUGAACUCAUACAGAGGAUCUUGACAAAGUAUUAAACCUGUAUUGUAGAGGUGUCAUGUACUGCUGUCAGUACAAAACAAAAGGUCUGAGAAAAGAGUAGCUAUAGUAUAAAUAGGCCAAUUAUUUUCAGUAUUUAUGAUAGCUUCUAAGUAUUAAAACAAUAUGAGGACUGCACAUGCCAAUAAAUAAACCUCACAAGUCUUCGAAAUACUGCUUGCACUGGGAAAUCUGGGAAUGAUUUCAAAAACCCACUGUUCACUGGUGAUGAGGAGGCAGGGCCUCCUGUUGACCUUGGCUGAAACACAAAGGUUUUCUGAGGACAAAAGAAACCAAGCGGCUCACAGCUGUUUGCACACACUCUUCCUGUCCCUUUACCCUGUUAUGUUUAUACGGAUAUCAACCUUUGCAAAAACAAAAGAAAAAAGACGGUUUAUUUGGUGGUUCGUACUAUCACAAAAUAUAGUUUCCCAGGGACUGCCUAUAGUAUGCGUUUACCACGUAAAAGAUUUUCUUUUUCUUUUUCUAGUGUUUAUGCUUGGCACUCAUAAACACUUGGCUCAACUCACUUUUCCAUAAUUUCCUUUAAAGAGUCCCUCCUUUCUCAACCACAGUGGCUGUUGGGUUUGUUUAUCAGUACUGUGGCACUGUGACAGACAGAGAGAGACUGCAACAUUACUGUUACUGUUGCCUAUGCAAGCAAUAACACACUGAACAGGCAGGAACAACCUGUGGACUUGAAGAACCCCCCCCCCCCAUGCUGUUAUUGUAGCCUUAUGUUAAAACAUCUCCCAAUGAAACAAUAUGCCAUGUUUGUGUUUAUUAUCAAUAAACCUUUUAAGAAAUAAUACAAUAUACACAAGAAAAUACAGAUGUUGCUGUACAUGAACAGACAACUCAGUUUGUAUAAAGCCAGUGAUGAUUUUUUAAUAGAAUUAAAAGUAAUUAUAUUUAGGGCUGUAGCUACCAUUGAGGACACUGAAGUCAUGUCCCCUGUAUUUUGAGAAUGCACAGGUUUUAGCAGCCUGUUACUAUGUGUAACUUUAAAUUGAGAUGGAAAUCAGGUGUGGAAGUAGUCUUCCAGAGUAACGGUCAGUGACUAACCCAACUUGCAUUUUAAAAACUUUAAAACCAAAUUUUUGAAAAUGUAAAAAACAAUAAAUAGAAAUUUUGGUCUCACCUA
Molecule: messenger RNA, 2576 nt
Organism: Siniperca chuatsi (mandarin fish)
Lineage: Eukaryota; Metazoa; Chordata; Actinopteri; Centrarchiformes; Sinipercidae
Product: DOMON domain-containing protein FRRS1L
Exons: 5
Coding region: 382-1230 (282 amino acids)
Biological process (GO): regulation of glutamate receptor signaling pathway
Source: RefSeq, a predicted model, not a curated record